UAUAUAUAUAUAUAUAUACGUGUGUGUGUAUUCAAAAAUAUAAUUAUACAUUAUGUUAAGAAAUAUGAAUGAUAAUGCAUGGAGAAUCUGAAGAAUUUACGAUACAACAUCGGUAUGAUACAAAUCCGAUGGAAUUUCAAAUUUGGCGCUAAUGUCGAUACUAAUUUGGAAUGCGCUUUGUCUUUAUUUGUAAACAGAUAUAUAUUUGAGCAUUUUAUUCCAGUUAUAAUGGAUGAUUAAGAUUACUUUUAAUUUCAUUAUUUAUUAAUGUUUGAAGUUAUGCCGUAUACUUUUUAUUAUUUGAUAUGGAUAUAUAUUUAAUAAUUAAGUGAAGCAACUUGUUUAAUAAAUGUGUGACAUGCUUUGGUUUAAUACAACCAACUGUUUUGUAUAUAUUUUCAUAUAGUCUAAUAUAAAUAUUUAAACGGUCAUGGAAAAUCGAAUUCAUGAGGAAUUAAUUAUAAAAGAAGAAGAAAACGGAGAAGAAGAAUGUGAAUCUUCGACAAGCAAAAAAGAAGGAACGACACGAGAUAACACUGAAACGGCAAUUGGUAUACGACCAAGGCCUUUGAUCUAUAAACCAGAUAAUGCAAACAUAGGGUGUAGGUCAGAACCUAUAGAAAGGAAAUGGCAUUGGGCACCAGGAGCAUGGCAAGAUGCAACCAGAACCAGUGCCUUUCAACCAUACAAGCCGCCGACUUUGUUAACUAAUUUGCAAAGGGGUAAUACGCGAACAAAAAUACCUCAACUUUAUGGAAGAACAGACAUUACAUUUCAUACGUUAGCUGGCCAGGGAGAACUUACUCCUGAAAGCAUUCAACCAGGAUCUGUAGAUCUUCCAGACGAGAAAGGUUUAACAGGUCUUAUGUGGGCUGCAGGAUACGGACAAUUAGGUAGUGCAAGACAGCUGUUAAAGGCCGGUGCAAACAAAAAUUAUCGUGGUCACAAUGGGGAGACUCCUUUACAUUUAGCUGCUGCUUAUGGACAUCAUGAUCUUGUAAAGUUACUUUUGAAUCAUGGUGCUGAUUCGAAUGCAAGUGACGAGGAAGGAAACACACCUCUUAUUUAUGGAGCUCAUGGCGAUCAUCCACAUGUUUGUUUCGAACUUUUGUCUAGAGGGGCAGAUAUUACACAUCGUAAUGUGCACAAUAUAAGUGCAUAUCAAGCUGCAAUAAUAAAUAAUUCGUUAACUGCUAAAGCAGUUAUUGAAAACUAUCUGUUGCAGCAAGUAGUAAAUGUACCAUCGGAUAUAUUACAAUAAUUUGUUAAUUAUAUAUUGUUUAAAUAUUUUUAAACGUUGUGUAAAUAUUAUCAUUAUUGUAAUAAAUAUAUAUUAUUUUGUA
Vespula pensylvanica (western yellowjacket) is the source of this 1343-nucleotide messenger RNA. RefSeq names its product DNA-binding protein RFXANK-like. Gene Ontology annotation, molecular function: protein binding. Lineage: Eukaryota; Metazoa; Arthropoda; Insecta; Hymenoptera; Vespidae. The transcript has 6 exons. The record is from RefSeq and is a predicted model, not a curated record. Gene Ontology annotation, cellular component: nucleus; cytoplasm. The coding region runs from base 431 to 1261 and encodes 276 amino acids.